AUUUGGAGUCGUUGCUGUCUCCCGUGCUUUGAUGUGGCAUUCUGGUUUUUUUCUGAUGCAGUAGAUUCAAUUCUCAAUUUUUCUAUACAAUUUUCUUCUUGUUUCCAGGACAGCUUAAUAUAGGAAAGAUUUGUAAUACAACGAAUUUGAUAUAGGGAUAAAAUAGUACUAUUUUAAGGUAGGAUUUUGAAAAUAGAUACCUAAAGCACACAUUCCAAUUUCUUUACACAUAUUCAUAUUCCAUAUUUUGAUUUACCCCAAGAACAACAUACAAAAUGGCCGCCACUCAUGACGAAGAUGCCCUUCCCGAUUUCGAGGAAGACCAGAACUUUGCCGAAACCAACGGAAACGGCGGCGAAACGAAGAAGGGUAGAAAUUCUAGACGACUACUUCAUCUGCUUCGCAACAACUUCACAGCGAGAAAAGUAAGUAGCUCACCUCUCAACGAGAAGAGCAGGAGUAGCCUGUUGUAGAAAAUCAUUUUAGAAGCUCGUGUGGUCGUGACGAAGGUGCACUUCACUUCCACUGCGGCUGAACCUCACGGAAUUUGUGAAAUCUAAAUGUGCUUCUCCGCCAACAAGAAAAAACUGCUUCAACCUCAAAUCUAAAUCCUCUGGCGACCCACUCAGAAAAUCGAAAUCAAGGAAAGCCAAUUACCCACCAGCAACCACCCCACUCACUUCCAAAUUUAGGUAACUACAUCGGUAUCCAUGCUUCCGGUUUCCGUGAUUUCUUGUUGAAGGCCGAGUUGCAGCGCGCCGUUGUCGACUGCGGUUUCGAACAUCCGUCCGAGGUCCAGCACGAGUGCAUCCCGCAGGCAGUGUUGGGUAUAGUUGAUUUUCAUUUCUUCUUAAAAAGUUAUUUCGACAGUUUCUGGUGGUCACUCUCAUUGUAUGUUGGACUAAUGAAUCUAAAGAUUUGAAAUCCAUCGAUUUUCUAAAUCUCCUCCCAUUUUUCUCACCUGAUAAUCAUCACAAUCACACCACCUUCACUCUCACAGGUACCGAUGUCCUCUGCCAGGCGAAGUCUGGUAUGGGAAAGACUGCUGUCUUCGUCUUGUCUACCUUGCAGGCUCUUGAGGAAGGAACCGUUGCCGUCGAAGAAGGAAAGGAUGAGAAAAGAAAUAAGCUCCAAGUCUUGGUCCUCUGCCACGCUCGUGAAUUGGCCUACCAAAUCAAGAAGGAAUAUGACCGGUAUAGUCCUUUUGUUGUACUUAGAUGGAUCUUCUUUAGACUGCUUGGGAGGUAUCCUUUUGUUGCAGACAUGGAUCUUCUUUAGAACUACUCCUUUUGUUGUAGACAUGGAUCUUCUUUAGAACUGCUUGGGAGUGCCUUUUGGGUAGACGGAACUUUUGGCACUUCAACAGCGUAGUCUGUAGUUCUAAGUUUUUCGGUUUAGAUUCUCGCGUCUGCAUCAUUCGUAGUAGUUCAUCCCAGCACAUUCUUCGCUUAAAGGCUUACUCCUGAAAACAUAACACACAGAUUCGCCAAGUACUUCCAGUGGUGCAAGGUUUCGGUCGUGUACGGUGGUACCCCGAUUACAAAGGACAAGGAAAUGCUCAAGGGAACGGAUUCCCCUCACAUCAUGAUCGGAACUCCAGGUAUCCUAUAACUUUUGAUGGGUUUUUUGACAAAUACACAUCUUAUAAGUAUUCCAGUAACCUCUGCAUCUGACACCAGUAGAACCGACUUGUGACAUUGCUUAGGUGUAUGCGCAACAUCAGGCUUUCUCUUUAGCCAUAGAGCCACCUUAAACCAAUGUAGCACUCCUCAGGUCGUGUCCUCGCACCACCACCUUAAACCAAUGUACCACUCCUCAGGUCGUGUCCUCGCACUCGUCAAGGAAAAGGCACUCGAUAUGAG
This is a messenger RNA of Amoebophrya sp. A25, 1862 nucleotides long. Lineage: Eukaryota; Dinophyceae; Syndiniales; Amoebophryaceae. The record is from the annotation of a GenBank genome assembly.